This is a messenger RNA of Plectropomus leopardus (leopard coralgrouper), 683 nucleotides long. Its product is annotated as cellular retinoic acid-binding protein 1. Lineage: Eukaryota; Metazoa; Chordata; Actinopteri; Perciformes; Serranidae. The record is from RefSeq and is a predicted model, not a curated record. Gene Ontology annotation, molecular function: lipid binding.
AGGGAGCAGAGGAGACAGACGACAGGAGACAGACGACAGGAGACGAAAGGCUGAGACACGCUCAAAACCCCUCAAGAAAAAUGCCCAAUUUUGCAGGCAACUGGAAAAUGAAAAGCAGCGAGAAUUUCGAGGAGCUGCUAAAAGCCCUGGGUGUGAACAAGAUGCUGAGAAAGGUAGCUGUGGCGGCUGCUUCGAAGCCCCAAGUGGAGAUAAAGCAGACUGGCGAGCAAUUCUACAUCAAGACCUCUACCACAGUCCGCACCACGGAAAUCAACUUCCAAAUCGGAGAGGAGUUCAAUGAGGAGACGGUAGAUGGCAGAAAGUGUAAGAGCCUGGCCACUUGGGAGACAGAAAACAAGAUUUACUGCAAACAGACUCUUCUGAGCGGGAACGGCCCAAAGACCUUCUGGACCCGAGAACUCAGCGGGGACGAAAUCAUACUGACCUUCGGGGCUGAUGAUGUGGUGUGUACGAGGAUCUACGUUCGAGCGUAGCAGAAGUCCACAAGUUUGAGUUUCCUCCACAAAAUAGCGUCCCAGUGUCUGAACCGUCAGCGUGAGAAAAAUCACAUGAAAAUGUGGACGUCUGAAAUUAUCUGUUUUGACAUGUAACGUUUCACAUCUUCAUAAAAUCAGUUUCAGUCGGAUAUUUCUGCUUCACUCCCCCCUUUUUGUAUAUAAUUU